AUGCUGGGCCCCUCUCCCGUCGAUGCCCCGCAGCAUGUACUGCAGCUGCUUAAGGAACUUCAUCAGAAGUCUUUGGAGCAAGAAGCUCUUAUUUCAAAGAAGGGAAAGGUGUUCUCAGCGGAUGUUCUGGGCGACUUGGAAGACAAGAAACCCAUCACUGACCCGAAAGAGGAAUUCGACCGCCUCAUGCUCGACAAGUUCAUCGCUCUGGAUGAGGAUAAAUGUCAAUUCACCUACCAGUUGAUCAACUCCAUGGGAGCCACCAAUGUCGUCGAAGCAGGAACCAGCUUUGGGGUCAGCACCAUAUAUCUUGCUCUGGCUGUCGCCAAAACGAGAGCCCUUACUGGGAAGCCCGGAACCGUGAUCGCAACGGAGAAAGAGACGGAGAAGGCAGAGAUUGCGCGGAAGUACUGGGCGCAAUGCGGUCCUGAAGUUGAGCAACAGAUUGAUUUGAGGGAGGGUGACCUGCUUGAGACGCUGAAGGAUGGACUACCACAGAUCGAUCUCCUUCUGCUCGACAUCUGGUCGGCACUUGCUCUCCCGACGCUCAAGACUGUCCUGCCUCGUUUCCGGCCAGGCGCAGUUGUGCUUACCGACAACACGAUUUCGGGUGCCAAGGGCUAUGCAGACCUAUUGGCGUUUUUGCGAAACCCCGAGAAUGGAUUUCAAAACAUGACCUUGCCAUUCACCAACGGAUUCGAGAUGAGCGUUUACAUGCCCAGAUCUCACUGA
Aspergillus melleus is the source of this 732-nucleotide messenger RNA. RefSeq names its product O-methyltransferase. Gene Ontology annotation, molecular function: O-methyltransferase activity. Bases 1 to 732 code for a protein of 243 amino acids. The transcript is spliced from 2 exons. Lineage: Eukaryota; Fungi; Ascomycota; Eurotiomycetes; Eurotiales; Aspergillaceae. The record is from RefSeq and is a predicted model, not a curated record.